AAAGCUGCUGUUAUUACACGUUUCACUUCUCUACAACUCAACAAACUACACCAUCUCUCUGCAACUGAAAACUCCAUUUUAUAGUACUAAAUUAAACACAGUCAGACACAGUGACACAAGCUACAAGACAUAAUUUUUAAUCAAACCCCAACUCACAAAUUUACCUUUAUAUACACUUUUAGAUCAAUAAGUUCAGUCUUUUACUUGCAUUUCCAUGUGGGUGCUUUUGUAAUUAUCUUCUGAUUUAAUUCCUUCUACACACUCUGAAAACUCUUCUGUUCUGAAAAGUUUCUAUAUUUGGAUCUGGGUUUGAGUCAACUCAGCUUAUUGACUCGUGAAUUUUGAUGGGUUUUGGUUCGACUUAAGGUUUUAGAUUUGGUUCGGUUAAUACAAUGAGUUGGAAGAGUAAAGGGUUAGAUAAUUCUGCAAAGGGUGUGGUUUCUAAGAAAUGGACUCUUUUGUUUUGUAUUGGCUGCUUCUGUGCUGGGAUGCUUUUUUCAGACAGAAUGUGGGAUGUGCCUGAAGUUAAGGAUGUAUCGAGGGCAACUGGCUUCGACGUUGAAAAGUUAAAGCUAGUUUCAGAAGGAUGUGCCCCAGAAACUAAAGAUGUAAAGCAUGAAUCCAGGGACUUAAUGGGAGAGGUCACGAAGACACAUCAAGCAAUACAAACUCUGGAUAAAACAAUAUCAAAUUUGGAGAUGGAGUUAGCAGCUGCAAGGGCUGCACAAGAAUCUAUACUAAAUGGUUCUCCAGUGUCGGACAAUUUAAAAAGUACUGAUUCAACUGUGAAAAGAAAGUAUUUAAUGGUUAUAGGCAUAAAUACUGCUUUUAGUAGCAGAAAACGAAGAGAUUCAGUUCGCGAUUCUUGGAUGCCUCAAGGUGAUAAAAGAAAAAAGCUUGAGGAAGAGAAGGGCAUUGUAAUUCGCUUUGUAAUAGGCCACAGUGCUACAGCUGGCGGCAUCCUUGAUAGAGCUAUUGAAGCAGAAGACAAGAAGCAUGGUGACUUCAUGAGGCUGGAACAUGUUGAGGGUUACCUUGAAUUGUCUGCAAAAACAAAGACAUACUUUGCCACUGCUGUUGCUCUGUGGGAUGCGGAUUUCUAUGUCAAAGUCGACGACGAUGUGCAUGUAAAUAUAGCAACACUUGGAACAACAUUAGCUAGGCAUCGGUCAAACCCCAGGGUUUACAUAGGAUGUAUGAAAUCUGGUCCUGUCCUUGCUCAAAAAGGAGUGAAAUACCAUGAACCCGAGUAUUGGAAGUUUGGGGAGGAAGGAAAUAAGUAUUUCCGUCAUGCAACAGGACAGCUGUAUGCAAUUUCAAAUGAUUUGGCUACUUACAUAUCAAUCAACCAGCACAUGCUUCACAAGUAUGUCAAUGAAGAUGUUUCACUGGGGUCGUGGUUUAUUGGAUUAGAUGCAGAGCAUAUCGACGACAGAAGACUAUGUUGUGGUACUCCACCAGAUUGCGAGUGGAAGGCUCAGGCAGGCAACAUCUGUGUUGCAUCAUUUGACUGGAGCUGUAGCGGGAUCUGCAAAUCUGUCGAGAGAAUCAAGGAAGUUCACCGACGUUGCGGUGAAGGUGAGAAUGCAUUAUGGAGUGCAGAAUUCUGAUAAGAAAAGCUGUUUUUCUUCCUAACUCAGGAGGAAACAAAUUAAAAAGUCACUUCUUAGGUAUAGAGGAAUGUGAAUUAAUGUUGUCAAAACUGUAAAAUGAGAGAGAUGGAGAGUCUGCUCCAUUUUAGGUAAGGGGCAUGAAUCAAUAGCAUUUCAUAAGAGAAAAGAGAGGACGAGAUUGUAAUUAUUUAUUCUUUGGAGGGGUCAUUUUGUAAGUUUACCAUGACUAAUUAAACUCCAUAAUAAGUACAAAUAUUUUGUGCUUGAUUAGGUAAAAGAAUUUUAGUUGAAGUUUUA
This is a messenger RNA of Mercurialis annua (annual mercury), 1910 nucleotides long. RefSeq names its product probable beta-1,3-galactosyltransferase 2. Lineage: Eukaryota; Viridiplantae; Streptophyta; Magnoliopsida; Malpighiales; Euphorbiaceae. Gene Ontology annotation, cellular component: Golgi membrane. Bases 393 to 1610 code for a protein of 405 amino acids. The transcript is spliced from 11 exons. The record is from RefSeq and is a predicted model, not a curated record. Gene Ontology annotation, molecular function: hexosyltransferase activity.